This is a messenger RNA of Mycena citricolor, 5615 nucleotides long. NCBI's taxonomy places the organism in Eukaryota, Fungi, Basidiomycota, Agaricomycetes, Agaricales, Mycenaceae. The record is from the annotation of a GenBank genome assembly.
GUCGAACAGCCACAAUGAUGGUGAAAGAAGUUGCCCGAUUUGGUUUGGUUCAGAACACAUGCCCGUCUUGCAGCCGUCCACGUUGAUCUCACCGAAGACCUUCUGCUCCUGUCAUCCUGCGGUUCCCGACUGCAAUGUGACGCUCAUGUACCGCAGCCCGAUUGUACCCGCGAUGGCACACUGGAGACUCGUUAUUCUAUUCCGGUACUCUGGGGCAUUCGAAGCGCUGGCUGUCUUUGGGACGCGCCCGGAGAUGAGAGUCGGGAAGAAUCAAGGAAGAAUUACGGACAGUCUCAUGAAGGAAGCGCUGUCAUGAUGUUUGCUGAAAGUAUGUCUUGAGGGAUCUUUUUCCGGUGGACUUCGUGAUCCCAAACUUAUCUGGCGAUUUCCCUCGCAACUCGGAUGAUUGAUAGCAUGUCGGGACCACGAACGGCGCAGGCUCACUCUCCGUCAUCGCAUGUGGCCGUCCAUGCUUUGGCAGCGAACCGAUCCAGCUCCGGUUCACUCAGGAUACUUCAAAUGCCAAGCCCUUACUAUCGCUAUUUGUGAAGCUUCCCCUCCCGCUCCCAGGUGUCUCUCCUCCCUGCCUUGGGUUUUCUUGCUGCCUCUGGCUUUGCCACCAUCAUGUCGAGGACGGUCCCACUUAACUUCCUCCGCGGUCUUCCUGUGUCGCCAGGAUCUUCACUCGGCGACGCGUUAGCCACAGCCGUCGUCGAAUCCGAGCUCAGGACUCUCAUAGACUGUCUACCCUGCACGUCGGACCCCGCCCUCUUCUCCCCCGAUCUUUCGCGUCAGGCGCUCACUCACGAUGCCGUCCGCUCCUUCGUCCAGCACUUUGCGCUGCCCCACUCUUUAACACGGCAAGGACUGGGCGCGAAUGACCGAGUAAUGGUGGCGCUGCCGACGGGGCCUGAAAAUGCAUUGGCGCUGCUUGCACUGGCGAGCUACCACACCUGCGCGCCGGUCAACGCGAGCUGCACGGCGAACGAGCUGCUGGACGAUGCGAAGAGGCUUAGGGCAAGGGCGGUUGUCACCACCCGCGACGCAGAAGACAGGUUGGAGCUUCGAGAGCUUGCGGAGGUCCUCGGGUGUGACGUGGUGUUCAUUGAACCUCGUACCUCGGGCCCCUGUGGGCUGUUCGACAUGCAUCUUAUGGGGGAUGGUCCUAUGCAGGUGCCCUUCCAGCCGUCGAAGCUUCACGGUCUAGACGACCAGAGCCUCAUUUUACAUACUUCUGGCACCAGCGGCAAAAAGAAGGUCGUGCCGUAUUCACUGCUUUCGCUGAUCGUUGGCACGUCCGCGGUCGUCGAAUCCUGGGACCUGCAAGAGUCCGAUGUCAACAUGAACAUGAUGCCGCUCUUCCACGUCGGCGGCAUCGUUCGCAAUCUUCUCGCCCCCAUCUUCUCUGGCGGUAGCGCGGUCAUGUGCGCCGGUUUCGAUGCUAUAGCCUUCUGGACGCUUUCACGUGAUUUACAAGCCACCUGGUACUACGCCGCUCCGACCAUCCACCAUGCUAUCUUGACCUCCCAGCCGGCGGGCGUGCUUCCUUCCCGUGAUUUGCGCAUCCGCAUGAUCGCAAAUGCGGCCGGUGGACUACUCCCGUCGCUUGCAGUCAGCCUGAGAUCGACGUUUGAGGCCGUUAUCCUUCCCUCGUAUGGCAUGACCGAGUGCAUGCCCAUCGCUACGCCACCGAUCACGUACGAGCUUGAGCGCCCGGGAUGCAGCGGGAUAGCCUGUGGCCCGCACCUGUCGAUCCGCAACCCGAGCAAUCUCGAGCUGCCGACCGCGACAGGCAGCACCGGAGCCAUCUGCGUUCGCGGGCUCCCGACCUUUGCUGGAUAUGAAGUCGACCCAGAUCAGCCAUUAGAUACCUCGGCGUUCACGAGCGAGGGCUGGUUUGAUUCGGGUGACAUGGGCCACAUGGAUGAGGAUGGAUACUUGUACAUCACGGGAAGAUCAAAAGAGAUCAUCAACAAGGGAGGCGAAGUUAUCUCGCCAUUCGAGAUUGAGGAGGCAGUCUCCAUCGCAGCGAAACAGUUCGUCAAGACUGUGCUUGCGUUUGCGCUUGAGCAUGAUGUGCUACAAGAGACUAUUGGUGUCGUGAUCGUCCCUAAACCUGGUGCACCUCGCAUUGGUUUGGCACAGCUCCAGGAUCUUCUCAGGGACCAUCUUCACCCUUCCAAAUGGCCCUUUGCGAUAGUCUACAUGGCCGAUGUGCCCAAGAACAGCGCCGGAAAGCCUCUCCGCAUCAAGCUGGGCACGCGUCUCGAGAUCGGCCAGCUCACCGACACGGUCCCCGCCCUGCACCGUCACUUCGAGGCUGCUGUGCCCGACAACAUGGCCCCGUUGUCAGAGCCUAUUGCCUGUGCCCGCGUCCACCUCGACUUUGAUGCCAUCACAGAUGCCAUCACGAACGUAUUUGGUGUAUCUGAGGUUGCCCUUCGCGUGAGGACAGACGGUUCGCCCGAGGCUUUCGUCUGCGCUCACGAGAUCGACUCGUCUGAUGUCACUGCCGCCCUGGCUCGGUCUCUUCCUGGAUACUCCAUCCCGUCGCCUCUGCACGUUAUGCGGCGACACGACUUGCUGCGAGAUGCUAUGGGGAAUGUGGACUUUGCGGCAAUGGAGCAAGAGGUGGCGAGACAGCACGCAUCAGCGCUUUCCGAGCAGGCGAUUCUCGUGCGCGAUAUUAUCGGGAACUUGUUGCUGGCCGAUGCGUCGAUGAUGAAGGCCGAGUCCGACUUCUUCUUGCUCGGAGGUAACUCCUUGCUCCUGGGCAAGCUGGCCUAUCAAAUUCGCCGGCGCACGGGUGUCUCGUUGGCUGUGCAAUCCUUGUUUACGAAUAGCACCAUCCAGGGCAUAGCGGCGAUGAUCGAACAGGAACAUGGCCGAAACGCGGAGAAGCCUAUGCCAUCUGCUCGUCACAGCGAGAGCACUACUUUAAAUAUGAGCUACGAUUACGACGAGGACAUGGCUUCCCACGAAACCUCCCGCGGGCAGACCCAUCCCAUCACCAUGUUCGUGCAGGCCCUGCCCCUCGUUUUCUUCUACCCCCUCAAAGCGGCGAUGACUUGGACCAUCUUGCUCCUCAUGCUGUCCAGGCUGGCACCGAUCAUCAGUGGUUCAUUCUGGCAGCGGAUUUCGUCGCUCUUGGUCGCGAUCCUAGUUGCUCGGUUUACCACCCGUGUCGCUGCUCCUGUGACGUCAAUCAUCUUCAAAUGGCUCGUAAUCGGCAAGUACAGGCCCGGGACGUACAAGACCUUUUCGACGUACUACUUGCGCUGGUGGAUCGUCAACCAGAGCCUGCGCGUCGCCGGCCGUGGUGUCUUCAGCAUGCAUCCGUUGCUAGAGAUUCUCUACUAUCGGCUGCUGGGUGCGAAGAUUGGCCGCAACGUGCGCAUUUCGAAGGACGCCAGGCUUGGUGAAUACGACCUACUCACGUUCCGGGAUGGUUGUCGAAUCGACGGAAGCAUGAUCCGAGGUUUUUGUGUCGAGCGGGAGGGAAUGAUCCGGCUGGAUAGGAUUAUCAUUGGGCAGAGGGCACUGAUCAACACGUACACGCAAAUCUCCCCAGGUGCCGUCAUUCCAGAUAACACGGUGUAUGGCCCCCACGCCUCGUCCAAAGAUCCACCUUCGCCUCGAUCAUAUGCUGCGUUCAACCGGACGUUGUUAGAGGAACCCAGCCUAUGGCUCAAGUUCUUCGUUGCGUGGCCGGUGAUCGUUGCGGUCUACUUCGUUUCCAACAUUCCUUGGUUCUUUGCAAUCUGGCUGAUGGUCAGCGGUGUCUCGAUCCAGACCAACCAACUCUCUGCUCUGGAGUCGGUCGUGUACUGGUUCUCUGCUCCGAAACGAGUCGGAUAUCACGCCCUUUCUCGUGUCAUCCGGGCGAUCGCGACACCCGUCAUUCAAGUUGUCCUCGGGGUCAUUGUGAAGCGUCUGUUUGGGCUCAACAAGGAGAUGACUACCCCCGAAAUGUCGCAGCUUGUGCUGCUCCGACGGUACAUCAACAGCACUCUUCUCUCGCAAAACGCGCUUAAAGCCGCGUUCUCCAUUCUCGGCACGCACUAUGAAGUUGUGUCUGUCUUCUAUCGGGCCAUGGGCGCCAAAGUCGGGAAGAGGGUGUACUGGCCGGGGACGAACAUCUACUGCGUGGAUCCCGAGCUAUUGGAGAUCGGCAAUGAUGUCGUGUUUGGCUCGCGCAGUGAGGUCUUCACUACCGAUCGUGUCGGGUCCAAUAAAGUUACGAUCGCAGACGGAGCCAUGAUUGCUGACCGGGUCGUGCUUCUCCCCGGCUGCAAAGUUGGCCACAAGACGGUCAUGGGAUCCGGUGCAUUGGGCAUGCGAGACACCGAAUACAAGGACGGCUCGACAUGGCUUGGGACUGAAUGUCUGGACGAAGGGUCGCCCGCGGCUGCUGAAGCCCAGUCCACGAUCACCCCCUUUGGCCGGGCAUUCCACCAGCGUCAGGCGGACUACUUUGUCUUCCCAUAUGUCAUGCUGCUGGCGAUCAACAUUCUCGUGGCCGCGAUGUCCGCUGCAUUCUGGUCGCUGAGUGCCAUAUCAGCCGCCCAGUUGCUGCACCAGCUCCAUCUGCACUACACUCACAUCCUGCACAUCUACAAGCCCCGCUGGUAUCGGCCCGGUGUCAUCUACGGCUUCAUCGCUAUAGCAUUUGUCAUCGCACUUACCCUGCAAGCUAUCCUAGCGCUGGUGUUCGUUGUGUUGGCCAAGUGGGCUAUCAUCGGACGCAGGCGGGACGGCCGGUACACCUGGGACAAGAGCAGCUAUUGCCAGCGAUGGCAGCUGCAUCUCUCGCUAUCUCGCAUCCUCAACAAGGGCUACGCGAACGGCGGUGUUCUUGCCCCGAUCACGGGCUCGGUGUACAUCGUGUGGUAUCUCAGGGCGCUCGGCGCCAGGAUUGGCAAGAACUGUGUGAUCUAUGCAGGUGGCAAGACUGGUCUGAUGACGGAGCCUGAUCUGGUCCAUCUCGGCGACAACGUCAACCUAGAUGACUGUUCCGUCGUCGCACACAUCAACUCCCGGGGCCAAUUCGCGCUGAACAGUCUCAACAUUGGUAGCGGCUGUGCGAUGCGAACUGGCUCUCGUCUUCUGUCCGGUGCUUCGAUGGAAGACUCGUCGAUGCUGUGCGAACACACGCUUCUCACCUCCGGGGAUGUGGCCGAUGCCGGACGGGUAUACUCUGGCUGGCCGGCCAAGGUGCUCGAUGACAGCUGGGAGCCCAAAUACAAGGACGAUAUGCCUUCGCUGGGUGUGGUGUGUCCUGUGUGCCGUGGUUUCCCGAAGGAGAUGACGGCGACUGGCUGCGGUCAUAUUUUCUGCAAAGCAUGCAUACUUUCUGCAACGAACCAUAAAUGUCCGGUCUGCAUGGAGCAUGUGGCUGACCGCGAUCUGACGCGCAUCUUCCCUUCGUUCUCUCCCAUCUGAGUGAGCAGACGAGUCCAGUCCGGGGCCAAACCACACACACUGUAGCAUAUCACGCAUAUUUUAUAAAUUAGACAUACGGGCCACGUCCCACGAACAUCAUGUAGAUGCAUAUGUAGAGUCGGCCUUUUGAAUGCCCACCUAUGUAUCGAAUGACCACGUGACGCGGCCGCCGA